ACCCACGUGGGAGAGCAGCCGCUGCGUCGGUCGGUCGCGGUAACUCACAGAGAGCAUUGAGCCGGCGCGGCGAUGCCAUAAACACAAAAUCCGAGAACAGCCAGCCGGCACCGAGAAAAACAAAACGAUUACCAUACACCAGACCGACGACCGUCAGUGCUAGUGGCGCGCGCGAGCAGAGCUACCUACUGUGUGCGAACUUGGUAGUUAGGUUGGUUAGUUGCGUUGGUAGGAACGGCACACCGUCGACCGUGUUGGCGCCAUUCGCGCGGUCAGUUGUGAGCGCGCUUUCGUCGGAUUAACACGUGGUUCCUCAUACUGUGGUCGUUGCGGUUUGAACAGUUUUUUUUUUGGAUACCGGGUCCAAAGUUGUGGAAAUUUUUUGUGGUGUGUGUUUUGGUCUAGUUUUGGUCUACUGAAUGAACUAGAUCAGAGAUCAGGAUAUUAACAGCGACGAUUAUUGUGCGUUCGCAGAGUUCGAGUUCGGUUUGAAGUGCGAGAGUGGGCCGCACGUCCGCAAUGUGAUUUGGCAAUCGCGCGGGUUUUCCCAGCGGCGGCGGUGGAAAGAAUUGAUUGAUUUGUGGGCGAAAAAAAAACGCCAGUGCAGUUGGCUAGGUAUCAAGUGGAUGCUGGUGAUGCUGAGAGCGGUGAGGGGAUGUUGCAGGUGGAUUCAGUCAUAAAAGUGCACCGAUGAUGAUGGUGAUGAUGCAGUUGUAGUGGAUUUGUAAUGCAUCUGCCGAAGCGGAGUUGAGCCGAUGGACGAAGGAGGCUUACUAGUUGCACCUGGCCAAAUAGUUGUGCAAAAGCGUGCGGUGCGGACGAAGUGGAUGUGAUUUUUUUUUAAGCAGCCAGUACCGGGAAAAUAACACAAGUUCGCAAAAUAAAGAAUUAAUAGCAGUAUUGGAUGAACUCCCCGUAAAUUUCGAUAGAGAAUUGUGCACUAAGUUUGAAAUCAUGGUCUAGAAAUUUGAGAUUUGUUAUAACAGUAAACUUCUAACCACAAAUAUUUAAUACGGCGCGUCGCAACUUUUUUAGAAUGAGAUAUGUAUGUACCUAUGGAAUGAGAUGUAUGGAUUAAUACGUCAAGUAAGCUGUGAGAAAAUAUAAUGUUAAUAAAUCCUGUGAACUAGUGUAGGCGAAACAUCCGACGUAUAUGACCGACGGUGAACGGAUGUCGGUGGAUUCAAAUUGAAUUGUGUUUAGUGUGUAAAUUCGAUUCACUGCGCAGUGCAAUCGGCGGCGGUGGCGGCGGCACAACACAGCGCGUUGUGGUGAGAUUCAAAACCCGUACAAAUAUCGGAUUAGUGCAUUGUUCCGAGGAUAAUUGCCCCGUUCCUGGUAAUGGGAAUUUUUGGCCGAAGCGUCAUUGGAGCGGUGUUGGAUUGCGCAACGUAAUGCAAUGAUAUACGGCAGAGAUGAUUGGUUAAAUCUUCCGAGAAUGGCAGUGUGAUCGAUGUGUUUACCGUAGCGUUUUGGUAGUGACAAAAAGUGAAAAAGUUCUUUGGAACGUUAAUACGUGAACAUCAAAGCAGUGGCUAAUAAUAUCAUAAUAAACAGGAGCACAAUAGUUCAAGGCAUGGAGCUGCAGAAAGCAAUAAAAAGAAAGAAUUUUAUGUAAACUGUUGUUAAAAAACAUUUUCAGAAGAGUUUAAACUUCCAAGUAGCAGCAGGCAGAAAAAAAAGUUUUCCACCGCCACCAAUAAACAACGAACGCAAAUUGAAUUCCAACGAGAAUCGCAUCCGUUACCGGGCAAGAAGGGCACAAAACCUGAGCGAACAAAACGGUAUCUGCAUUCUGCAAAGUUGUUCAAUUUAUUCCUGCAGUUGUUGUCCGAAAACCGAAAAGUGAAUGUGUUGUUUGCGGGUAACUAGAGAAGAGAUAUAAAAAAAACGAUAUCCACUGUACAGUCCAUGAAUUUGAGCGCACGUGAUGUGUCGUCGCUGUUCAGGGUGUCGAUAAUGUCCAUCGAGAAGGAAUAAUAGAGCGAGAGAAACUGUACUGUGGAAAAUUUGUCUGUGUCUCGGAGCGGACAGGAGAGUUAUAAUUGGAAGAUUGUUCCUAUAUUGGUAGCAGUGAGUUGUACAGUUUUGAAUUGGACGGAGUUUGGAGACAGAAACAGCAAUAAGCUUCAUUAAAUCUAUGUAGGCGAUAAAGGCAAUGACCACCAUGCCGAACAUCUGCCGUUGACUGCCCAAUCCGGUCAACAGGAAAUCCGGUCCGGCAAACGCUCAGCGCCGUCUCGAUAGUAUGGAAAACGGCCAGCCCUGGUCCGAUUGGUGCACGGGGAACUACUGGUCGACGGUUCGCUAUUUGCUUUCCUGUGCCAACUACAACAAUACCUGGACCUCCUACUGGGGACCGGACAUAGUCUGUGAUUAUAAUCGCAUUGCUCUCUCAUCGGCGGCAGCGGCGGACAGCCGGAGUUCGCUGAAAGGCAUCGCAAUUAACGGUACGGUCGACGGCAAUCCGGCUGCAACGGGCGUUCCAUCGAUCGACCACAGUUCCGUGCUUCGGGUGGGCAUCGAGUGCUAUCAGAACUUCAAAUGCAUCCUGAAAUCGGUCAGCCCGGCCAGCGGCAGCAGCAGCAGCAACACCGUCGGUAAUCACUCCGACCCAACAGAAGUGCGGUGGACAGAUGCCCUGUACGAGUGCAAUCCGUUGAUGGCAACCGACAAGCAGGACAACCUGUUGAAAGAAUGCAUCACCAACUACAAUGCCACAAUCGUCGCGCGUAACAUCAUUAAACCAGUGUCGGAGCUGUUGCUGAAGCUGCCAAAGCUGUCGCUGGAAAUGAUGGCCAGCCGGACAGGCAUUUCACCCAACGAUACAGCAGCAACGGCGGCGGCGGCAGCGGCUGCGGCAACCGUGCAGCCAUGCGCACCCCCGGACAUUAGCCGGGUCAGUUACCACCAUUACCAGCUGAUUUGCAACAACAGCGCCGGUCGGUUUACAUUCUACGAGAACGAUUCGUUCGAUCUGUUGAACUCUUCAUCGUCGUCGUCGUCGGCGGCGGCCCUGCUGGAGCCCGUCCAGUGUCUGCUCAACGUCCAGUACGACGAUGUGAUAAACCAACUGACGGGAAUCGUGUUUCCCAACGGAACGGCAACGGCGGUGGGCACCAGCAGCAGCUCGCUCAUGACCUUCGGAACCCGGUACGAGUGGAGCUUUUUGUUUGUGAUUUUGUUUAUCUUUGCCGGUGGACUCGGCAAUAUUUUAGUCUGCCUGGCGGUGGCACUGGACCGGAAACUUCAGAACGUAACGAACUACUUUCUGCUGUCGCUGGCCAUCGCGGAUCUGCUGGUGAGCCUGUUUGUGAUGCCGCUUGGAGCCAUUCCCGGAUUUCUAGGUUAUUGGCCCUUCGGCGUCACGUGGUGUAACAUCUACGUUACGUGCGACGUGCUGGCCUGCUCGGCCAGCAUCCUCCACAUGUGCUUCAUCAGUUUGGGACGGUAUUUAGGCAUCCGGAAUCCACUCGGGAGCAGGCAUCACUCGACCAAACGAUUAACUGGCAUCAAGAUAGUUCUAGUGUGGCUGUUGGCCAUGCUGGUUUCGAGUUCAAUUACCGUUCUAGGUAUCAUCAACAAGAACAACAUCAUGCCCGGUCCCCAGGAGUGCGUUAUCAACAACCGGGCGUUCUUUGUGUUUGGCUCGCUGGUGGCCUUCUACAUCCCCAUGGUGAUGAUGGUCGUUACGUACGCUCUCACGGUACAGCUGCUGCGGAAGAAGGCUCGCUUCCUGGAGGAGCAUCCGGAGGGGGAGCUGUUUAGAAGACUAGGAGGUCGGUUAUCCAAAACGAAACAUCCGUCGGCCGGAAACGGAGGAAGCAGUGGCGUGGGCUGUCAGAGCGAUGAUUCAAUCUGUUUAUCGAUGAAGAAUCCUGUGGAAAGGCGGAAAAACAACCUCACCGCCAAGAAUAACAACAACAACAAUAGUAGACUGCUAUCCUUCGGUGGAACGGCUCCCUGGCGGCUGCAUGGUCUCAACUCGGACAGGAUAGGAACCAUCUCGGCGUCGACACAGGCGGUCCCAAUGGCGGCGAGGACCUACAGCAACGGUGGCACCGAUCCAGCUGGCAUCGUAUCUUCUUCGUCCCCGUUGAGCAACAAUGCUGGUAGCAGAGCAGCCAUAGCCCGAGGAGCUCAGUAUCAUCAUAACCACCACCUUCACAACCAUCACCACCAUCAUCAUCAUUACCACCACCGGUCUGACCUCUCGGGCCAGUCCGGUGGGGGCACCUGCGACCAGAGCACCCAAACGCCGGAAAACAUCGAGAGGGAAACCCGCCGGCAACGGUUCUGCUCCUUCCGGUUGCAUCUCAACAGUGUGCCGACGCCGAGCAUAAAUUUCAAUUUGAAAUUUUUGGCCAGCAAAAAACGAACCAACCUCUCGGCGAACGCCGUUGCCACCGAGCAGAAGGCCACCAAGGUCCUGGGUCUAGUGUUUUUCACCUUCGUAUUCUGCUGGGCGCCGUUCUUCAUCUUGAACAUCAUCUUUGCGGCGUGGCCCAACGUGGAAGUACCUGACAGAAUCGUCAACAUAUGCCUGUGGUUGGGCUACGUUUCGUCCACUAUCAACCCGAUAAUCUACACCAUCUUCAACAAAACGUUCCGGGCGGCGUUCAUUCGGUUGCUGCGCUGCCGUUGCGAAAGAUCUCGUCGUCCAUCCCGGUACCGCUCGGUGACCGACAGCCGGGGUGCCGUUAGCUUAUGUACGCCAUCGGCCUUACCUUUGGCGAUAUCCCUGCAGGGGGCUCCCCUGCUAACCCCAACUAGCACACAAGUGACGCCGCUCAGUGAUUUUCGUGGUAGCUACGAAAUCACCGAUGACGACUGUUAGGAUAUUGUUUCUCUCUCUCUACAAUCUAUGUAUCUGUAGGUACCUGUGAACCAAUUUGUAGUAAUGUAAGCGAACUGUGCACGCAGUUUAAAGUUUUAACUAAACACAUUCGAACACACAAACUAAAUAAUGGAAAGCAACAAUCAUGGCAAACGUUAGAGCUUAUGUUGAAUGGAAGGACAUUCACUAGUCACAAUUGUCGAUACAGCAUUAGGGUGGAAAAAAUAAAAGUUAAUCAAAUUUCCACAUCCACACACAUAAGCAAUGUAUACCAAAAGUAUUACACGUUAGAAAUUCGUUUAGAACAUUUAAGUAGGAGAUUUAUCGAUGUUACAGCAGCGAAUGCAAAUGCUGAAAUUAAAGAUCUGUUUUACAUC
Aedes albopictus (Asian tiger mosquito) is the source of this 5214-nucleotide messenger RNA. It is a transcript of the gene 5-HT2A, whose product is annotated as D(2)-like dopamine receptor. Gene Ontology annotation, cellular component: plasma membrane; dendrite. Lineage: Eukaryota; Metazoa; Arthropoda; Insecta; Diptera; Culicidae. The transcript has 11 exons. Gene Ontology annotation, molecular function: neurotransmitter receptor activity; serotonin binding; G protein-coupled serotonin receptor activity. Gene Ontology annotation, biological process: serotonin receptor signaling pathway; G protein-coupled receptor signaling pathway, coupled to cyclic nucleotide second messenger; chemical synaptic transmission. The record is from RefSeq and is a predicted model, not a curated record. Bases 2249 to 4837 code for a protein of 862 amino acids.